AUGGAAGAUAGGAUGAACAUCCAGGCAGAACAGCGUCAAGACCAUCUUGAAACUUUGAGAUCAAAUAUGGACAUGAAAGCGGAAAAAAUGGUUCUUGAAAGAGGAACGCAGACGGACCGCACGGACCGGGGACUGGAGGAGCAACUGGAGGAUGAAAGAAAGGUUACUGGUAAUGCCUUAGAGAGACAUGAAAAAGAAGGAAGACUUGCACGUGAACUUAGCCAAUUGAAACGAGCUCAUAAGAGGAAGCUACGUUUAUUAGCGCUUAGUAAGAAGAUGGAGGCUUUAUUUAAGCUUUCUACUACAAAAUUAGCUGAAAAGGAGGAUGUGGCAGAACAAGAAAAGCUAGAGAAAUUUAAGAUCCAAGAGAUAAUUGAAUCGGAGAAAAUGUGUAUGGAGGAAAAGGCGGAUAUGAAUGUAAGUUUCAUCCACGCAGAGAAACUAAAGUAUAGAGAAGAACUUCUUAAGCAGAUAAAGGAGGGGAAUCAAAACCAACGAGAUACGCAAAGAGAUAAAAUACUAGAAAAUGCAUUACUAGAACAGACAUUGAGGAAGAUUCGUGAUGAAGACGAAAUUGAAGAAGCUGCACGUUUAGAAAGAGUUUCUAAUGUAAAAAGGGAAACCGAAGGAUUCCAAAGACAAAGAGAAAUUCAGAAACAAAGUGAGAAACUUUCCACAGAAGCCGCAGAAGCUAAAAUCAAAGCAUAUGCAGACGAAAAAGGAAAACAAAAGGUGACUGUAAAAAAAUCUAAAGACAAAGAGCGGGAGGAAAGUAAGUUCGCAGAGUUCACAUCCAAACUUAUUCAUGGAGAGGAGUGGGAGGACCCCCUAUAUAUUCUAGCAGUACAGAUGGUGGACGAAAAAAGCUGGCAAGACAUUCAAAAAUACAAAGACAGAGCAUUAAUGGAAGAAAAAAUAAGGAUUUACUAUUAUUACAGUUGCAGGAAAGACAUUGAAUUAAAGGUACUCGCUAGUAAAUUAAACUUCAAGGAACAAGAAGAAUACAGAAAUCAGCUACUAGCAAACCUAGCUUUGCAGGAACAACUUGAAAUUUCAGCAGCAGGUAUGAAAGACUUGAAGAAGAAAGAACUCCAUGCAAGCCUUCUAAAUCAGAUGAAAGAUAUACAUCGGCGACAAACCUCAGCUCUACUUGACGAACAACGAGAAGAGGAAGACAGAUUGAGACGUAUGUUUAAUUACUUUGAUCCUCAAACACUAUAUGAUUUUGAACUGUUUGAGAAAGUGGUCAUAGCUGCCCUAUCCUCGCCUAAGGGUUGA
Molecule: messenger RNA, 1278 nt
Organism: Macrosteles quadrilineatus (aster leafhopper)
Lineage: Eukaryota; Metazoa; Arthropoda; Insecta; Hemiptera; Cicadellidae
Product: meiosis-specific nuclear structural protein 1-like
Exons: 1
Coding region: 1-1278 (425 amino acids)
Source: RefSeq, a predicted model, not a curated record